Molecule: messenger RNA, 2523 nt
Organism: Macroventuria anomochaeta
Lineage: Eukaryota; Fungi; Ascomycota; Dothideomycetes; Pleosporales; Didymellaceae
Product: GTPase-activating protein-like protein gyp7
Exons: 4
Coding region: 1-2523 (840 amino acids)
Biological process (GO): activation of GTPase activity
Molecular function (GO): GTPase activator activity
Source: RefSeq, a predicted model, not a curated record
AUGGCCUCUCCGGCACCACCGAGCCCGCCAUCGCCGUCCGCCUCGUUCUAUGAUGUGAGCGACGAUGACGAGGGCGAGUACAACACGAUAAGACACACUGAAAGCGGGAAAGGCGUGAAGUUGCUGUACACUAAGAGCAAAGUAUACGUUCACCCCUCACCCUCCGCCAAAGACAACAUCCCAGGCUUCAUAGCACUGGUACAGCAGAAGUCGCCCAAGAACACAAACGAUGCGCGCCCAACCUCGUCUUCGUCUUCGAAGAGCGUCCGCUCAUCCUCCCUACUCCUUGCCUGGAUGCCCGAGUCUGGCUUGGGUGAUGCCUACGAUACAUACGUGAAGGUCGACCUUUCAGAUUCGGCCUCUCCUCCAAAGACCUCAUACCUCGUUCCUCCGCCGCCGACUACCUCCUCGCACACGGUUACACCCGGCUACGCCUUCGCUAUACCUGUAAGCGAGAUAUACUCCCUGUUGGUACGACCGCCGAGUUUAGGAUGGUGGUUUGGGAGCGUCGUGGUGAACACACGCGCAGGUGACAGCUUUCCUGCGCUCUUCUUCCACGACAGCGAGUGCCAGUCUACCAUCUUGCAGAGGAAGAAGCUGGCAAGGGAAACCUUCGAUCCAUUCGGCGAUGGCGGUGGCAUGUUCUGGGGCGGCGACGAGGUCCUGCGCUGGUUGAAGCGAUACGUGACAAUCGAACGAUCGGGUGCGGACCCCAGCAUAUACCUCAUCGAACCCACUGAAGACGACAAGCAAUCCUUUGGCAAGAACGCGCCAGGAUCGGCAAAGAAAGACAAGGACGGAGAGGCUUCUUCGGCACAGACACCAGGAAAGUGGGACGGAGGCAUGGAUCCAGUCACAAAAGCAUUGAAGGAGGCAAGAUGGAAUAUCCUCGAGAAGCUCAGUCAGGUUACAACCUUCACAAGGAAGACUGCACAGGCCGUAGCCGACAAUCCCAAGAUACCCCCUCAGGUUAGGCGCCUGAUUCAGAACCCAGAAGUGCAGACCCUACAGGACGAGUUCGAUAGCGCGCGCAUAUAUCUCGCUAGGUGGGCCAUGGGCAUUGCUGAGCAAAGCGAGCGGGAACGAAACCAGAGGAUCUGGACGGCGAAAGAUGUUCUGGCUAUGGAGCAAGGCGAUCUUGGUGACUUCGAGAUCCUCGAUAUGGACAGGAUAUCUAUGGCAGAUCGAAGGAAGCCCGUCACUUUGGAGGAGUGGAAGGGAUUCUUCGAUAACACUGGUCGACUGCAACUGACGCCAGACGAGGUCAAAGAGCGGAUAUUCCACGGUGGCCUGCAUCCAGAUGAUGGCGUACGAAAAGAGGCAUGGCUCUUCCUCCUUGGUGUCUAUGAUUGGGACAGCAAUGAGGAAGAGCGCCGUGCGAACCUCAACAGUCGUCGGGACGAGUACAUCCGCCUGAAGGGUGCAUGGUGGGAGCGAAUGGUCGAGGGCCACCAGACCGAAGAGCAGGCGGAGUGGUGGAAGGAGCAGAAGAACCGCAUAGGUAUGUGCCCACUGAACAACAUGAGGUUCACGCAGGACUUGGCUAACUUGUCCCCAUUCGACGGGGUGCGUUCAACAGAGAAGGAUGUGCACCGAACAGAUCGUACCAUUCCAAUAUUCGAAGGAGAGGAUAUCCCUCAUCCUGAUCCCGAGUCGCCUUUUGCGGACGUUGGCACCAAUGUGCAUCUGGAGCAGAUGAAGGAUAUGCUGUUGACCUACAAUGAGUACAACAAGGAUCUCGGCUACGUUCAGGGCAUGAGUGAUUUGCUUGCACCCAUCUACGCAGUCAUGCAAGACGACGCGAUCGCAUUCUGGGGCUUUGUUGGAUUCAUGGACCGAAUGGAGCGAAACUUCCUUCGUGAUCAGUCCGGCAUGCGCAAGCAGCUUAUGACACUGGACCACCUCGUACAGCUUAUGGACCCUAAGCUCUACAUUCACCUACAGUCCGCCGACUCGACGAACUUCUUUUUCUUCUUCCGCAUGCUACUUGUCUGGUACAAGCGCGAGUUCGAGUGGGCGGACGUUCUGCGGCUGUGGGAAUCACUAUGGACCGACUACUACAGCAGCAACUUCCACAUCUUCAUUGCACUUGCGAUCCUCGAGAAGCACCGAGACGUUAUACUGGCGCAUCUGAAGCAUUUCGAUGAGGUGUUGAAGUAUGUAAACGAGCUGUCCGGUACCAUGGAUCUGGAAUCGACGCUCGUACGUGCCGAGUCGCUGUUCCGCAGAUUCCAAAGAACCGUUGAAACGGUCGACAAAAAAGGCAACUUCCCUUCUGCCCCGCAGGCAAGGCAGAGGAAACAGGCUGCUGUGCUAGCUUCAGGGCCUGACUCCAUGCCCAAGACGUCAGACUCGAGUGCGCAGGCUUCAUCGUCUGGCAUUGACAAGGGCAAGCAAGCAAGUACUGAAGAGGGUGAAGAAGCAAAGGUCAUUAGCCCUGAGCUUCGAGGGCUACUAAGCAGGAAGGUGGAGAUCCUAAAUAAAGAAGAGGUCGUCAAGAAGGGUGGUGGUGUUGGGUCAUAA